UGUAGCCUACCCUAAGCAGCGCCAGGCCACCAGAAGAAGUGGGAUGUCGAUUUAGCGCUGUUUUAGCUGUUUCGAGCUCCAUCGACUUUCGUUCCAACACAUCAGUCAGCUGCCGUACUUCACACUCGCCGCUCCGCUGCUCCCGCCUGCUCCUUCACUGCUCUGCCCUCUCUGCUUGCCUGCAUCUAACUCAACACCUCAUAGACUCCUGUUAGCAGCUCCGUGUGCCCCGCACUUCGUCCCCUCAACGUAACCUUCUCUCGCGCGCGCCGCCGUCCGUUAGCCACGAUCUCCAGCUGUUCAACGCCCCGUGGGAGCAGGCAAGCUGGGGAAGAGAAGGAUAUCGAGUGAGGACCUUGGUCGUCCAUUCAAGAAAGCCAUGACAGACUCCAUCAUGCAGGUCGACAGCCCCGCUGCUGCCGCCGAGCAGCUAAGAGCUGCCGAUGGAGAGAUCGAUGAGUCCCUCUACAGUAGACAGCUCUACGUGCUCGGACAUGAGGCUAUGAAGCGUAUGGGAUCCUCCAACAUCCUCAUCGCGGGGCUCCGAGGCCUCGGCGUCGAAAUCGCCAAGAACAUCGCACUGGCCGGCGUCAAGUCCCUAACCCUCUUCGAUCCGAAACCCGCCACUAUCGCCGACCUAUCCUCUCAGUUCUUCCUGCACCCAGAGGACGUGGGCAAGCCUCGAGCCCAAGUCACAGUCCCCCGAGUUUCCGAGCUGAAUCCAUACACCCCCGUUCGAGAGCAUACGGCGGCGGACCUUACAUCGGAUUUGAGUCUUCUGAAACAAUACCAGGUCGUGGUUCUCACGGAUACGCUUUUGCGAGACCAGAUCAAGAUUGCCGAUUAUUGUCACGACAAUGGCAUCUACGUUGUCAUUACGGAUAUAUUUGGGCUUUUUGGAACAAUCUUCACAGAUUUUGGCAAGAACUUCACCUGUGGAGACCCCACGGGCGAACAAGAGCUGAAUGGAAUUGUUGCCGACAUCGAUUCCGACGGGUUGGUGUCUGCGCUGGAUGAAACUAGACAUGGUCUUGAAGACGGCGAUCACGUCACUUUUACUGAAGUGCAAGGCAUGGAAGCUCUUAACGACUGUGCACCACGAAAGAUUGAAGUCAAAGGACCAUACACCUUCUCCAUCGGCGAUGUCUCAGGACUCGGAACAUACAAGCGUGGAGGAUUAUACAUCCAAAAGAAAAUGCCAAAAUUCAUCGACUUCGAGCCUCUGAGCAAGCAGCUGGCCAAACCCGAAUUACUUAUUUCGGAUUUCGCCAAGUUUGACCGACCUCAGCAACUUCAUAUCGGCAUUCAGGCCCUGCAUGCCUUCGCGGAAAAGCACAACGGAGAAUUUCCGAGGCCCCACAACGAAGCGGAUGCCUCAGAGGUCUUCAAGAUUGCGUCAGGCUUAGCCGGUGAAGGAGAAGACAAGGUUGAGUUGGACGAGAAACUUCUAAAAGAGCUCAGCUAUCAAGCCCGUGGCGACCUCACUCCUAUGGCCGCUUUCUUUGGCGGUCUUGCGGCGCAAGAGGUGCUUAAAUCCGUCUCCGGAAAGUUUCACCCCAUCGUGCAAUGGCUUUACUUCGACUCCCUCGAAUCUCUGCCUGAAUCUACCCCGCGCUCUGAGGAAAACUGCAAACCACUUGGAACUCGUUACGACGGCCAGAUUGCAGUCUUCGGUAAAGACUACCAGACCAAGUUGUCAAAUGUCAAGCAAUUCUUAGUUGGAGCCGGCGCGAUUGGUUGUGAGAUGCUAAAGAACUGGGCUAUGAUGGGGCUCGCCGCAGGCCCAGAAGGCAGGAUAUCCGUAACGGAUAAUGACAAUAUCGAAAAGAGCAAUCUGAACCGACAAUUCCUCUUCAGGCCUAAGGAUGUCGGCAAGCUGAAGAGCGACUGCGCAGCUGAAGCAGUACAGGCGAUGAACCCAGAUCUGAAAGGGAAAAUAGUGACUAUGCAGGAUAAAGUGGGACAAGAAACCGAGCACGUUUUCAACGAGGAUUUCUGGGAAGAGCUUGACGCGAUUACAAACGCAUUGGACAAUGUUGAAGCCCGCACCUAUGUUGAUCGACGAUGUGUCUUCUUCCGGAAGCCCCUGUUGGACAGCGGCACACUCGGGACCAAAGGCAACACCCAAGUUGUCCUACCCAAUAUCACGGAGUCGUAUUCAUCGUCACAGGAUCCUCCAGAGCAAUCGUUCCCGAUGUGUACGCUUCGAAGCUUCCCUAAUCGCAUCGAACAUACCAUCGCAUGGGCCAAGGACCUCUUCCACACAUUCUUCGUUCAGCCGGCGGAAGUGGUCAACCUAUACCUUACGCAACCCGGUUAUCUUCAGUCUUCUCUUAAACAAUCAGGGAACGAGAAGCAGACUCUAGAGACGCUUCGAGAUUUCUUGGUUGUUGACAAGCCACUGACCUUUGAUGACUGCAUCAUAUGGGCACGGAUGCAAUUUGAAAAGCAGUACAAUAAUGCCAUCCAACAGUUGCUUUACAACUUCCCCAAGGACUCCACCACGUCCUCUGGACAGCUGUUCUGGUCGGGACCGAAGCGAGCCCCUGACGCACUGAAGUUCGACCCCUCGAACCCUACGCAUUUCUUGUUCGUCGAAGCCGCCGCCAAUCUCCAUGCUUUCAAUUACAAUAUCAAAGCAAACAAUGUCAGCAAACAAACAUACCUGGAUGUUCUCGAUGACAUGAUUAUCCCAGACUUCAAGCCGGACCCCGGCGUCAGGAUUCAAGCUAGCGACAAUGAUCCGGAUCCAAAUGCCCAGCAGUCAUCAGCCUUGGAUGACGACAACCAAGAGUUGUCGAAGAUUGCCAACACAUUGCCCCCUCCAAAGUCGCUUGCUGGAUAUAAGCUCGAGCCAGUCGAGUUCGAGAAGGACGACGACACCAACCACCACAUCGACUUCAUAACAGCAGCUAGUAACCUGCGUGCCGAGAACUACAAGAUUGUGCAGGCUGAUCGACACAAGACCAAGUUCAUUGCCGGAAAGAUUAUUCCAGCAAUUGCAACCACCACUGCUCUUGUGACAGGUCUCGUCAACCUUGAGCUCUACAAGAUUGUCGAUGGGAAGACGGACAUUGAGCAAUACAAGAACGGGUUUAUAAACUUGGCUCUUCCGUUCUUCGGCUUCAGCGAGCCAAUUGCUAGCCCGAAGGGCACGUACACUGGGACCAACGGAGAGGUUCAAAUCGACAAGUUGUGGGAUCGCUUCGAGGUUGAGAAUGUCACGCUGAAGCAGUUCGUGGAUGACUUUAAGGCGAAGGGGCUCGAUGUCCAAAUGAUCAGCUCCGGUGUCAGCCUGCUGUACGCUUCCUUCUACCCGCCGGCCAAGUUAAAGGAUCGUCUAGUCCUCCCAUUGAGCGAGCUCGUCGAGACCAUUAGCAAGAAACCCAUCCCCUCUCACCAGAAGAACGUCAUUUUCGAAGUCACGGCAGAAGACACGACGGGCGAGGACGUAGAGAUCCCCUAUGUGAUGAUGAAGCUGCGGAAGUAGGAAGGGCUUUCGUGUUCAUAGGUUGAUCUGAUUGGGAACCCCGUUGUGCGGGCUCUGACAGCAGCCUAGCUGCAUAGAUACAAAGGUAGUAGCACCGUUGCGUGCAUGCAUCAAUGCUUGGAAAUAGAAUGAAUACACGAAGGCACUGAACAAUGAAAACCAGGGAUUAUGACCAAUGAUGACCGCCUCUGAAGAGAAACGUACCCUUGUACCAACAGCCUUUUGGCCUAACGCAUCCGUGUCCUUGAGUAUACCUGAUCAGCAGCCUCGUGCGUAUUCCGGCUAGCUUGUUCAGGAAGGCAAUACCAAAUCGUCCCAGAA
Mytilinidion resinicola is the source of this 3811-nucleotide messenger RNA. RefSeq names its product ubiquitin-activating enzyme E1 1. Lineage: Eukaryota; Fungi; Ascomycota; Dothideomycetes; Mytilinidiales; Mytilinidiaceae. The transcript has 3 exons. Gene Ontology annotation, biological process: protein sumoylation. Gene Ontology annotation, molecular function: SUMO activating enzyme activity. Bases 380 to 3490 code for a protein of 1036 amino acids. The record is from RefSeq and is a predicted model, not a curated record. Gene Ontology annotation, cellular component: cytoplasm; SUMO activating enzyme complex.